AUGCCACUCUACAACACAGUCUUGUACAUUCCUCCCAUUGAACCCCCAAGAAUCACUGAUUUUGAUUCCAGCACUUCUCACACUAGCGACGACAGAAUGAAAAUUGCUGAAGUAGAAGCUUGUUUUGAAGAAUUUGAGGCACAACUUUCUAAGUUUUGCCAUUGUAGUCAACCGAACGAUGUUCAUAGUCAAUGUUGUGUACCUGGAGUUGGAAAUUUUACACAUCCAGUGAAUGAAAGAUACCUACGUCGUACUGUAGAUGAACAAUUGAGAGAUCUCACACUUGAAGGUGAACGCAAUCGAACACGUGUUGAUCGGGAUCCUCAGAAUAGUAAUUUUGAUCGAAACUCUAUUUCCAUCUUACAUCGACGUGGAAGAUUUGACUCUCACAGAGCUCAAGAUUCUGUCACACAAUCCUCAAGCGGAAUCGCUGAGGCAGAAAGCAGUGAUAAUUUUCUUGUGGAUGAAGAAGAAGCCGAGGCUACCGUAUUAUUAUUUUCCGCUUUGGGAAAGUCAUCAACUGAUGCUCGUGUCAGAGAUGUAAAUAUAUAUGUCUUCAGACAAACUGGGCCUCAUAGUUUGAACUUUUUUGUUCGACCACUGCCACCAGUUAAAAAGCGUAUCACUUUAAAAACAGCUCUUAAAGCUUUUGGAUUAUUUUGUACAUUCACCGGGAGUGGUCUUUUAGGUUACAAACUAUUUGUAGAAUUACCAUUAUACAAUGGACCAACAAGAGAUCUACAAAAUAAGCCAAUUGUGAUAACACAACCAUGUUCUAAAAUUUCUCGAGAGUUAGUAUACAAUUUAGCUAAACAAGGUUCACAUCUUAUCUUAGCUGAUAAUCAUUGGGAUAAAUGUGAAGAAUUAAAAGAUCAUUUAUUACGUAAAUUUAGUGUUAAAUCUGAUAUGAUUGAAUGCCGUCAUUUAGAAUUAGAUAGUAUGUUAUCCAUACGACGAUUUGCUGCUGGUAUAUUAUCAGAUUUCUCACAAUUAGAUUCUGUAAUUAUACAACCUCCAUCAUCUAUUAGUGGGAUUAUAUCGGGGAAACGACGUUUAACCCAUGAUGGUUUUGAAAAAGAAUUAGGUAUCAAUUAUUUUGCUACCUAUUUAUUAAGUCGUUUAUUCAUCAAUAGAUUAAAUGAAUCUAAUGGACGACUUAUCUUAGUGAUUGAUACAAAAUCUGCUAAUAUAGAACAAGAAAAUAUAAUGAAACAAUCGAAAACAUCACAAUAUACCCUUCCAUUAGAUAAUAUUAAUUGGGAUCAUGAAAAUAGUUAUACACCAGAGAAUGCAUAUCGUCGUGCACAGUGGUUUUUAUUAAUGUUUGCUGAUGAACUUGCACGUCGUAAUUCUUCAAUUCAAGGUAAUAAAGCAUCCAUCCUAGUUACAAAUCCUAUUGUUACACGUGGUUUAACUCCUGAUCUAGAUGAGAAAUAUAAUAAUACUAAAGGAAUAUUAAAAUUAAUUUAUAUGUUAAUGGAUAUAUGUCCACAUUUAAUUAGUCGUAAAACAUCUAAUACUACUUUAUAUUGUGCAACAGUUGAUUUUCCAACUAUUGAUCAAUCAAUGGUUAAUUGUGCUCCAAUUUAUCAAGAUUUACGUUUAUCAAUUUCUUCAAAACAAACAAUGAAUCAAACGAUUGAUAAUAGACAUCAAAUAUUAGAAUUAUUAUGGAGAUUAAGUGAAAAAUGGACUCGUUUAGAUACACAUCCUAAUGCAUUACCAUUACCUAAUCGACUAUUAAUGAAAAUGAAGAAGGAGAAUAAUAAUGAUAAUCAAUUAUUAGAUAGUAAAGUUGAAACUAUUUCUUCUAUUCAUGUAUAA
Molecule: messenger RNA, 1824 nt
Organism: Schistosoma rodhaini
Lineage: Eukaryota; Metazoa; Platyhelminthes; Trematoda; Strigeidida; Schistosomatidae
Source: the annotation of a GenBank genome assembly